AUGGCUGCGAUCGAAAUGGCCCUCCCGACUCGGAUCGAUGCACCAGCCAACGCGCUCGAAAGCAAUUCCGAGUCUCGGGGUGUGCCAAUGUCGUGUACGCCCGCCAGUUGUGCGUCCGGCACGGAGGCAAAAAGCAAUGCCACCCAUGGGGACGAAACCAUCAAGCGAUUCUGCAGCAUCGAAGGCUGCCGUCGCCAGGCGCAUGCCAAGCGUUUUGUGUCCAUCACGGCGGCGGGCGGCUCUGCCAACACGACGGAGGGUGUGCGCACCACGCCCGAGCGGGGGGAUUUUGCCACAGACACAAGUAGUCGGCAGGUAAUGAACGCCGACCGCGGCCGUCAUCAAGGGCGUCAUCACCUCCAUCGCCCCCUUUUUCCCACCUCGGCGUCGCGGGUGUUUCCGACUUCGUUCACAUCGUUACCCGCAUACUCCGAGUGGUGGACCCUCACCCAAGCCAUCCUGCACGAGCAAUAUCCGUGGCUCAAACAGCAACAUCCACUAUCGGACGUGCUAGUCGCCAUUCCCCCACCCGAUCCCCAAGUGUUUGUGCAAAUGACCAAGCCGUCCUCAUGA
This is a messenger RNA of Aphanomyces astaci, 573 nucleotides long. RefSeq lists its product as hypothetical. Lineage: Eukaryota; Oomycota; Saprolegniomycetes; Saprolegniales; Verrucalvaceae. The record is from RefSeq and is a predicted model, not a curated record. The transcript has 3 exons. The coding region runs from base 1 to 573 and encodes 190 amino acids.